Messenger RNA from Schistosoma guineensis, 413 nucleotides. NCBI's taxonomy places the organism in Eukaryota, Metazoa, Platyhelminthes, Trematoda, Strigeidida, Schistosomatidae. The record is from the annotation of a GenBank genome assembly.
GUUUCGGAAUGGCACGAACCAAACAAACUGCUCGCAAAUCAACUGGAGGUAAGGCGCCUCGAAAGCAGCUAGCCACCAAGGCUGCGCGCAAAAGUGCCCCAGCUACUGGGGGCGUGAAGAAGCCACAUAGGUACAGACCUGGAACUGUCGCACUCCGAGAAAUCCGUCGUUACCAGAAGAGUACCGAACUUCUGAUUCGCAAACUCCCAUUCCAGCGUUUGGUCCGAGAAAUCGCCCAAGACUUCAAAACCGAUCUACGAUUCCAGAGUUCAGCCGUGUCUGCUCUUCAGGAGGCCAGUGAAGCGUACUUGGUUGGACUGUUUGAAGAUACAAACUUGUGUGCUAUCCAUGCUAAGCGUGUCACUAUCAUGCCAAAAGAUAUCCAGUUGGCACGACGUAUACGUGGUGAACGA